Centruroides sculpturatus (bark scorpion) is the source of this 3231-nucleotide messenger RNA. RefSeq names its product probable chitinase 10. Gene Ontology annotation, cellular component: extracellular region. Gene Ontology annotation, biological process: carbohydrate metabolic process; chitin catabolic process. Bases 132 to 3191 code for a protein of 1019 amino acids. The record is from RefSeq and is a predicted model, not a curated record. Gene Ontology annotation, molecular function: chitin binding; chitinase activity. The transcript is spliced from 17 exons. NCBI's taxonomy places the organism in Eukaryota, Metazoa, Arthropoda, Arachnida, Scorpiones, Buthidae.
GCUGAGAAAAUUGACAUCGGCGAUCAAUGUUUUAAUUAUUUAUUUAUUUUCGAAAUUCUAUAAAUUGCCAAUACGAUCCGUUGAUAAUUUAGCGAUUUCAACUUCCUAGAGUGAAUCGCCAAAACUUCAAUAUGUGGAAAAUAAUCUGCUUAUUUGUUAUUUUGGCCUUGACCAUACAGACUGGAGAUGCUAGCCGAGAUACAAAUAACAAGCCAUACAGAGUAGUCUGUUAUUUGGGCAGUUGGGCUAACUAUCGAUAUGGAGAAGGAAAAUUCUUGAUUGAACAUAUUGAUCCUUUCAUCUGUACCCACGUAGUAUAUGGCUUUGCUAAACUCGGUCCCGAUAACAGAAUAGCUGCUUACGACCCAUAUUUGGAUCUUAAGGAGAACUGGGGUCUAGGUGCUUUUCAAAGAUUUAACGGAUUAAAGAAGCAAAAUCCUCAUUUAACUACAAUUUUGGCCAUUGGUGGUUGGAAUGAAGGAUCAGUUAAAUAUUCGAAUAUGGCAGCUAAUCCUGCAUCUAGGAAAACAUUUGUUGACAGUGUUGUCGAAUUUCUAACGAAAUAUGACUUUGAUGGUUUAGAUAUGGAUUGGGAAUAUCCUGCUAUGAGAGGAGGAAAACCAGAAGAUAAAGAGAACUUCAUACAUUUAUUAAGGGAUCUAAAAGAAGGGUUCGAACCUCAUGGUUUCAUUUUGACUGCUGCAGUUUCUGCAGGAAAGCACACCAUCGAUCCUGCAUAUGACAUCCCUCAAAUGUCCAAAUAUUUGGAUUUCAUUAAUUUGAUGGCUUACGAUUUCCAUGGUUCAUGGGAAAACUUCGCUGGUCAUAAUGCUCCUCUGUACCCUCGUGAAGAAGAGUCAGAAGAUCAGAAAGUACUGAAUGUGGACUUCGCAGUUAAUUAUUGGUUGGAUAAGGGAUGCCCGAAAAACAAACUUGUGCUUGGAAUGGCUUUGUAUGGUCGAUCUUUCACUCUAAAAGAUGCUAACAACAACGGUCUAGAUGCACCUGUCACCGGAAAAGGAAUGGCAGGACCAAUUACUAGGGAAGGAGGCAUGUUGGGCUAUAAUGAGAUCUGCAAAUUUGUUGGUAAAGAAAACUGGAAAGUUGAAUGGGUUGAAUCAAUUAAAUCUCCUUACGCCUACAAGGACAGACAAUGGGUGGGAUAUGAUGACCAGAAAAGCAUUAAAAUCAAAGUUGACUACUUAAAAGAAAAAGGAUUAGGAGGCGGUAUGGUGUGGUCUAUCGAAACAGAUGAUUUCCGAGGAUUAUGUCAUGGUCAUAAAUAUCCUCUUCUAACUAUUAUUCAAACUGAAUUGAAUGGCCCAAUCACUCGACCAGAAGUAAUCCCCGACGAAGACACAACAACAGUCAGAGGAAAAGUAACAUUUCAACCAACCGAACCUCCCAAGCCUUUCGUUUCAACAACUGGCACUGGUUUAGAGCUGAAAUGCGAUAAACAAGGUUUCCACAGAUAUCCUGGUGACUGCUCCAAGUUUUAUGAAUGCAUUCCUAGUGGAAGCAGUUUCAAAGUUAUCACGUACGAUUGCCCACCAGGAACCGCAUUUGAUAUAAAAAUCUCAGGAUGUAACCAUCCUAGUUCUGUCGAAGGUUGUUUCAAAACCAGAAAUUGGGAAAAACUGAUAAAAAAUCUAUCAGUUUUUAUCACAAUACUCAGCAUUAGAUUGAAUUGCCAACAUUCCAAAAUGCGGAAAGCUAUCUACUUUUUGUCACUCUUGGCAAUGGUCGUGGUGAACGAAGCUGCUUCUAGAGAUAGAAAUAACAAACCGUACAGAGUAGUCUGUUAUUUAGGAAGUUGGGCCAAUUACAGACAUGGUGAAGGAAAAUUUGUAAUUGAAGAUAUCAAUCCUUUUAUUUGCACUCACUUAGUAUACGGAUUUGCCAAAUUGGAGUUAGAUAAUAAAAUAGUCGAAUAUGAUCCGUAUUUGGAUCUUAAGGAAAAUUGGGGUCUCGGCGCUUAUCAAAGAUUCAACGAUUUAAAGAAGAAGAACCCAAAUUUAACGACAUUAUUAGCCAUAGGUGGAUGGAAUGAAGGCUCUAUUAAAUAUUCUAAAAUGACAUCUAGCCACAAAACUAGAAAAAUAUUUGUUGAUAGCUGCUUAAGAUUUCUAACGAAAUACAAUUUUGAUGGUUUGGAUUUGGAUUGGGAAUAUCCUGCUAUGAGAGGAGGAAAACCCGAAGAUAGAACAAAUUUCAUUUAUUUAAUACAGGAAUUAAAGAAAGCUUUUGAACCACACGGCUUUUUAUUAACGGCUGCUGUCUCUGCUGGAAAGCCUACUAUUGAUGUAGCUUAUAAUAUUCCUCAAAUGUCGAAAUAUUUAGAUUUUAUUAAUUUAAUGGCAUACGAUUUUAAUGGUGCAUGGAAUUCUUUUACUGGUCAUAAUUCUCCUCUUUAUGCUCGUGAAGAAGAACCAGAAAGUCAAAAAAUAUUCAAUGUAGAUUUCGCAGUUAAUUACUGGUUAAACAAUGGAUGUCCAAAACAUAAACUUGUACUUGGAAUGCCUUUAUAUGGCCGAUCAUUUACCUUGAAAGAUGCUAAUAAGCACGGUUUAGGUGCAUAUGCUACUGGACCAGGAACGGCAGGACCAGUUACAGGUGAAGGAGGCAUGUUGGGCUAUAAUGAGAUAUGCAAAUUUAUUACACAAGAAAAUUGGAAGACAGAAUGGGAUGACUCGAUUAAAUCACCAUACGCCCAUAAAGAUAGACAAUGGGUCGGCUAUGAUGAUCAAAAGAGUAUAAAAAUAAAAGUUGACUAUUUAAAAAGACACGGGUUAAGCGGUGGUAUGGUGUGGUCCAUCGAUACAGAUGACUUUGGAGGAUUAUGCCACGGCCAUAAAUUUCCCCUUUUAAGUAUUAUAAAAAAUGAACUAAAUGGGCCUGAUACAGAUCCGACUGUAUUUCCUGACAAUUUUAAAACAACAAAUUACGGAAAACCUGACCAAGUACAUACAACAAAUCCGCCUAAACCAAUUUACACGACUAAAAUACCAGAGGUUGUAAUAGAAUGUGAAAGUGUUGGCUAUUUUAGAUAUCCUGGAGACUGUAGUAAAUUUUACCAAUGUUAUAAAUUAGGAAACAAUUUUGAAGUUGCUAUUUACAAUUGUCCACCGAAUACAGUUUUCGAUACAAAAGAAACCGCUUGUAACUAUCCAGAAUUUGUCGAAGGAUGUUAAGAAUUUUCCAUUAAUAAUAAAUGCGCUUGCACAAUAUUAA